This is a messenger RNA of Helianthus annuus (common sunflower), 724 nucleotides long. Its product is annotated as mavicyanin. The transcript has 2 exons. Bases 56 to 610 code for a protein of 184 amino acids. Lineage: Eukaryota; Viridiplantae; Streptophyta; Magnoliopsida; Asterales; Asteraceae. Gene Ontology annotation, molecular function: electron transfer activity. Gene Ontology annotation, cellular component: plasma membrane. The record is from RefSeq and is a predicted model, not a curated record.
ACUUUGUCACAAGAACAAUACUUUCACUACAUAAUUGACAUUCAAAAACCAAACUAUGGCAAUUGCUGCAUAUUUUCUUAUUUCGAUAUUAGGCGUCGCAGCACGAUCAGCGUAUGCAGUGCAACAUAUCGUCGGUGAUAGCAACGGCUGGACCAAUUUCGGAGAUUAUACUACGUGGGCUGCUAGUAAAACGUUCAACGUUGGGGACACGCUUUUGUUCAACUACGGUAGUAGCCAUGGUGUGGAUGUUGUAUCUAAAUCCGAUUAUGACAACUGCGCUACGGGUAAUGCCAUCGACUCCUACACUAGCGGACCAACCACCGUUAAACUAACACAACCAGGGCCAAUGUAUUUUGCUUGCCCAUCAUUUGGUCACUGUAGUACGGGGAUGAAACUCGCGAUCAACGUGGUAUCUCAAAGUUCCAACACGCCGACCACCACAACCCCUAGCGACGGUAGCAAUUCAUCGCCACCAUCUACCACCAACCCAUCUACACCAUCAACUUCAAACCCCACCAAGGAUGUUGGUUCAAGUUCAGCCGAUCGUGCAAACAUGAUGGUGGUCGGCUUUUCUAUGAUUUUGGCACCAUUGGUUGUGUUCAUAUGCUAGGAAAGAGGCAGUGCUUAUUGCUAUUGUUAUGUGUUUAUUGUUUAAAUUUAUGUGCCUUUUAAAUAUCUGUUUUCCGCUUCAAUGAAAAAUAACUGAAAAGUAAAAUAUUUAAUA